UAACGUAGAAAAGGUCACUCUAGAGUAGUACCUUAAAAUGACUCGUUCAGUUGUCAAUAGAGUUUGUUUUAGCAUAAUUAUUUGUUUUUUGAUAAUGGAAGGUGUCAUUACACGUACAUAUACAAAUUUUAAGGUUCGUGAUAAAGAGAGGUCGUCGCCCUCAAGAUGGCUGACAGAAAAGGCAUUGGACGUGUGGUAUGGAAACAAAACCAUGGUAGACAUUUUAUUUGGAGGAUUGUCCGAUGCGAUUGAAAGGAUUGCAGCAAGGCCCGGUCGCUCAGCAGACAGGGUUAUACCACAUUACCUGAAACUUAUAUUGCAUAAACCAGAAAAUGAAAGUGAAAUUACAACCAAAAGAACUAUACAGGAGCCUAUACCUCCAUACAUUCAAGACAGAAUGCAAAUAAUUUCCAGAGUCGACAUUAAUUUUAUAAGCGAAGAUAAUGAAACAAUCCACACUAUUCAACUAAGACCACAACCAGACAAAAAGUUUGAGCGUCUAAAAGCACUUGCAAAGAAAACAGUAUGAUUUUAUUUUUUAAAUGGACAUAAUAGAAUACGAUGUU
This is a messenger RNA of Spodoptera frugiperda (fall armyworm), 566 nucleotides long. RefSeq lists its product as uncharacterized. NCBI's taxonomy places the organism in Eukaryota, Metazoa, Arthropoda, Insecta, Lepidoptera, Noctuidae. The record is from RefSeq and is a predicted model, not a curated record. The coding region runs from base 38 to 529 and encodes 163 amino acids. The transcript has 2 exons.